AUGGAAGUUAGAAAAUCAAAAGAGAAACAAUGUUUGGUUUGUUAUAAAUCAUCAAAUGGAAUGCAUUUUGGAGCAAUUACUUGUAGAGCAUGUGCUGCUUUUUUUCGGUAAAAAAAACAAUUGAAAUUAAUUUAAAUAAUUAUAUAUUUUCAGACGAACAAUUGUAUCAAAUUUUGAAUAUGAAUGUGGUAAAAGGAACAAUAAUUGUGAUGUCGAUGAAAAUGGAAAAUUUGCAUGUAGAUAUUGUCGAUAUAUAAAAUGUCAACAAAUUGGAAUGAAACCUGAUAGUAAGUGUAAUUAUUCGAACAAAAAAUUAUAAAAUUUGAAAAAUAAUAUAAUAUUUACAGCAUUGAAAUUAGAUUAUGAUCCAACAUUUUCAAUUAAAGGAUCAGUUGAUGAUUAUUCUGGAAGUGAAAUAUCAAAUACAAAUUCAUCAAUAUGUUCACCAAGUUAUUCGAAAUCUGAAGAAGAAAAUGUAGAAAAUAAUAGAUAUUUAUUCAAUUUUUCACCAAAACCAUCAAACAAACCAAUUGUGGAAAUUGAUUUUUUGGAUUUAUCAAAAAAUAUUGAAUAUUUAUUUGAUAGCAGCCAAAAUGAAGAAAAUGAAAAAGAUGAGCUGAAAUUAUUAACAACUUCAAUUUUAGAUUUUCGAAAAAAUCAAAAAAAUAAAAUGAUUGAAAUUAAUCAAAUGGAAAUAUUUGAUAUGGUUAAAUUAUUGAAAAAUGAAAUAAUUUGGAAAUGGGCAAAAUGGAUGAAUUCAAGUAAUUUAUUCAAAACAAUUGGAAAACAACAAAAAAUGCAAUUAUUUCAAAAUUCAUGGAAUAUUUUACAUAUUUUUGAAAGAUUACAAAUAACAUCAAACAAUGAAGAACUUUUGAAAUCAAAUGAAAUAUUAAUUUCUGAUAAUUUAUUAUGGAUUUGUGGAAAAUCAUAUUAUAAUAUAUCAAGUAUUUCGGAAAUUACUAAUCAAUAUUUUUCAAAGUAAGUUAUUUUUAAUAAUUAAUUAAUUAACUUAUAAUUUAUUAAUUUAUAGAUUAUUUGAUCCAUAUCUUCAAAGAUUUAUUGAUGAAAUUGGCAAAAAAUUAUAUGAAAUGAAAAUAGCUGAUGAAGAAUUAAUAUUUUGUUUGGUUCAAUUAUUAGGAUAUGAUACAACUGAUUUAACAAAAGAAACUAUUGAAAUUAUUGAAAAUUUAAAAGAUAAUGUUGCUGAUAAAAUGCAUUAUUUUUAUUCAAAUAAAUUCAAUUUAACUAUUUAUUCAAGUCGUUUAAUUAAAUUACUAAAUAUUGUGAAAAAUAUGAGAGUGAGUUGAUAUUAAUAACAAAUUAAUUGAAUAUUAUAAAAUAAUCUAUGAUCAUUUCAGAAAAUUGCAGCCGAGAAAAAUAAAAUCAAAGAAUUAUUCUACAUUUUCGAUAUUUUUCAUGCUGAUAUUUCAGAUCCUUAUUUUUUCGAUAUUUUUUAA
Caenorhabditis angaria is the source of this 1460-nucleotide messenger RNA. The record is from the annotation of a GenBank genome assembly. Lineage: Eukaryota; Metazoa; Nematoda; Chromadorea; Rhabditida; Rhabditidae.